Molecule: messenger RNA, 6694 nt
Organism: Oreochromis aureus
Lineage: Eukaryota; Metazoa; Chordata; Actinopteri; Cichliformes; Cichlidae
Product: zinc finger protein 516-like
Exons: 5
Coding region: 905-3634 (909 amino acids)
Biological process (GO): regulation of DNA-templated transcription
Cellular component (GO): nucleus
Molecular function (GO): RNA polymerase II cis-regulatory region sequence-specific DNA binding; DNA-binding transcription factor activity, RNA polymerase II-specific
Source: RefSeq, a predicted model, not a curated record
UCAGGCUCAGCUGCAGUGAAUGGAGGCGAGGCGCGCGCACGCAGAGAUCACUCGCCCUUGCUUGUUAUUAACGUUAAUAACGUUAUCUCUCGCGUCACUCAUGUCCCCGGCGACGACGACGGCCGCCGCUGCAGCAGAGGAGCGGAACGGGAACCGCGGUUCAGGUGCACCGCUGUGAUUGAAAUACGCGGAAGUUUUGACGCCACCGAGCAGAAAGGAGAUGAGCACACCGCUCAAAGGAUAGCCCCCCUCCGCCUCCCUCCUCCUCCGCUCCCCUCCCUUCGGUUUGUGGACAAGUGUUUAUCCGCUGCGAGGCGAGAGCUCGGUCCGUGAUGGGAUUCCUUCAGGAGCGACCUGCCGCCUAUCGUUAACCCCUCUGGAGGUAAGGAGUGAAGCCAAACGACGGUUAACUAACAAAAGAGACGCGGUGGGGUGUCGGACGGGAGCAGCUUAUACGAGAAGUGCUCCGUUUUGAGAGUUUGUGCUGGCGAAAGUUGACUACAACAUCCCCGUCGGUUAGUUGGCAACUAAAUAUGGAUGUCAGUUAUUUGUAACAGACUCGGGAGAAGUCGUGUGUCCCGUGAAGCGAGGCUGUUUCCUACAUGUAGCGACUUGACACCCCCCUCCCUGCCAGCUCCACACAUUAUCGCUUCUUUAACCAUUACCAUCAUCUCCGGUGCGGUUCGGGCACAGCUGUGAAGGCGGUCGACGCACGCAAACUUGUGGUAUCAUAAAAACAGCAUGCCACUUGAUGAAGGAACUUCUCUUCAAAGAUCGGGAUUGGAUACUAAAGCUGUGAUGUUUGGCAAGUUUUUGAUACCUGUGCUGAGAACUCAAUAAGUUUUGGAAGAAUAACUUUCUAGAGUUUCACAGAGGAUUUAUUAAAUAGCUGUGGUGAUUCUUGAUGACCGGUGGUCUUGGAAAAGUGAUGGAGACAGAAGAACGGGAGGAUGUUUCACAAAAACACACAGCUAAGGUGGAGGCAGAGGAUGAGGUAACCUCAUGCCACACCUGCGGGGUGUGUGGCCGCAGUUUUCCACUUCUAAGCUCUCUAUCUCAGCACAUGAGAAGACACACUCGGGAGAAGCCUUACAAGUGUCCCUACUGUGAGCACAGGACAGCUCAGAAGGGCAGCCUGAAGGCCCAUAUUCGAAGCCAUAAAUUGGGCCUUUUGAGCCAAAACCUCAGUGACAGGGAGGGGGAUGGAGAUGAAGGGCAGAAAGAGGAUGCUGAUAUAACUGACCCUCCUGAGCUCAGCAGCCCACCUGAUAAAGCUCAUAACAUUAAUGGAAAGGUCAAGAAGAAAACAACCAAGAAAAAAGUUAAGGGUAAAGAUGGUGUCGAGGUUAGCGAUGGAGGUGAUGAUGGACCUUUUUCCUGCACCAUUUGUGGCCAGGUUUUCCCUCAGGUAUUACUCCUCAAGUCCCACAUGAAAAGGCACCGUGGCGCUCAGGAUCACGGUUGCCGGAUAUGUGGACGGCGCUUUCGCCAAGCGUGGUUCCUCCAAAGUCACAUGCGCAUUCAUCGAGUGAAAGCCCAGCUAAGGGGCAGCAAAAGCAACGAACCGCCUGCCACCAUCAACGGGGUUCCUCAGGACCCAGCAUCACUGACGAAUGAAGAGUGCCUCUAUGAGCUCUGUGCAGGCUGCGGUAACUUCUUCAAUGACCGCAGGACGCUGCAGAUACACGAAAAGUUGCAUAAACUGAACCACACUCGCACUCAGAUGCAGAACCCAACACAAGGAAAUGUGGAGUCCUCCGAGGUGCAAGACGCUAAGAGGCAGUUUUUGGAAAGCCUGAACCUCACUUCUGCUGGAGCCAGGGAAAGCCCUGAGGAAGUGAAGCUGGGCAGUCGAAUUCCUGAGCUGGAUCCAAUUUGUAGUUAUCAGUCAUGGCAGUUAGCUACAAGAGGACGGCUAGUGGAGGCUACAGAAAAAUGUCUGGGAUGGGAGGAGAGAUUAGCUGACGCAGAAGUGGCAUAUGACAUAGAAAAAGGCGAGUACGUCCCCUUGAAGCAAGAGAAAAAGAGAAAGCCAAAUGACACAGCCGGCUCCAAUCUUAAGAAGAAGAAGGGUGACACAGGCCUUGAUCAUAAAGGUGGUGACAAAAAGAUUAGCCAGAAGGACCCUAUUCUGCUGAAUGGACUUGGUCAAGCAUUUUAUGAGGCACUGCAGACUAAAAACGUUAAAGAUGUUCACUCCUCAUCUAAACAGACAAAGAACAUCAGGAGCCUAGACCAGGAAGAUAAAAAAAAAUAUUUCUGCGAGCACUGUGAUUUCCACACUGUUGACACCGCGCUACUCAGGUCUCACCUGCACACGCAGCACCAGGACUUCCUGAGUUCCUACAGCAAACAGAGCACCAACUUGGACAUAAGCAGAAGUGGUUCCAAAGCCUCAAGAUACAUGGACUACCUCAGAAGCAGGAGCAUCUUGCUCAGUCAGCCAUACUGGAAUCCCUAUUCAAGUUCUCCAAGCCAGGAGUUAGUAGAGUCAAACAUUAAAAUGGAAAAGACAAACGGCUCAGAGGUCAAAGAGCAGGGACAUGCUACUGGCGAUGCUAGCAGCCUCCUCAAUCUUUCUUCUUUACCCAUAACUGAUGUUAGUUUUUCAGUAAAAACACAGGGCCUGGUGAGACAUCAGUGCCCAUACUGCUCCCACACCACCAACUACCCAGAAGUACUGUGGAUCCAUCAGCGUGUUGCCCACAGGGUGGAUGGCAGCAGCACCAUGGCACCCAAGUGGGCACCUAGCAUUAACAGUCUCAAGAGUUUAAAGGCAGGUGCUUCUCAGUGGAGACGCACGGGACCGCCACCCUUCCUCGAAGGCAAGGACUGUCCAGCUUUGCCUACUCCAAGAACGCAGCGCACACAGCCUCCUGGGGUCACAAACCAUGGCGGCAGCAGCAGCAAUAAGCAGUCGUCCCACAAGAAUCAAUCAGGCACCCUGAAGUCCAAGCAUCAGUCAAAAGACUCACGACCUUCAGAUGCGACACAGUGUAGUGGCAAGGUUGGACUCCAAAAUCAAAAGAAGGAGCAUAACCGAACAGUGGAGGGUGGAUCUAAAGGCUCCAGCACCCAAGCUACUUCGUCAAACAGCAUUGUGAACAGCAAGAGUCUCCAGAGCUUGCAGCCUACAAGCAGCCCAAAACAAAGAGGCAACAGAGCCACUGUGGAGGGGAACUUCCCACAGGAGGGUUUGGGUUUUAUGCUGGCAAGAAGUCGCAGUGGGAAUUCUUCUUCUUCUUCUAACACAGAUAAGCUCCACUCUCGCAGGCAUUCAAGUGACUUUUCUUCAGGUCCCAAAGGUUCUGAUCUCUGGGCUGCCAUGAAUAUGUGGGGGCUACAUGGAAGCAAAGCAUAUUUAGAUACACUCCGAAGAUCUCAGGGAAAGAGUGAAUCAACAGGAGAAACGCCAACGGACAUCGAUAUUUUAAGUCUCCUGAAAAACUACAGUCCACAUGAUCUGGCAGCUCUCUAUCAGCACUGGGGCUUUGUUGAUCCUAGGCUUGUUUCACAGGCAACGAUGCAGUUAAAUGGAAACUUUGGAAAUGAAGUCCAUUCCUCGUCUGAAGCUUCCAAACAGAUGAACAGCCACUCCACUUCAUCCUCAGGGUCUCUCCAUAAAGGAACGUAACGAAACAUUGUGCUUCUCUUGGUUGCAAAGUUCUAACUGCUGAAAAAAGAGAGGCCUGCUGUUCUUCAAAGGAACCAGCCAUAACUCCUGGAGAGGACAGAGGCUCUGGAAUAUGCACAAUAUAUGCAAAGCAAUGCGGUGGACUUGUUUGAUUUUGUAUUAUGAUUGUUUGAUUUGAAGUGUUAAGCAUGUUACGAGUGUAGAUAUGAUAGUUAAAUAAACACACAUGAUGUGUUUUUGAUUAUUUUAUUUGGUGAAAAUGAGGCAAAUGUUCAGGAUUAUUGUACAAAACAACAGGACAGCAUUGUAGAAGUACCACAGCCAGGUGGAAAUUAAAUGUAGAGCCACAACUAUGUGGCUAAACAGAUGUUCUCUUGGCUUAAGGCCCAGAUAUCUGCUUGUUUUUUGGUUACAAAAAGUAGAUCCUUGCAGAGCAAUACAACAUACCAAAUCUUAGAACUCGUAAUUCCACUAAAACAGCUGUGAUGCAAAUACAUGUUUUUAACUGCUGUAUAUCAGUGUCGAGUUUAAGUUUGUUGUUUUGUUUCAUGUACAAAUGUCUUCUUUUUUAAUUUUUUAAUUUCCUUGGUUGAGUAUGUGAUUUUUGUUGCAGAUAACAUGGUGUCACUUAUGUUUUCAGCCCACAAUUUGAAUAAUAAUAAUAAUGAUAAUUUAAAAACUGCGAACAGCUUUUGAGUCGACGUUUUGAGUUUGCCAGUUUUCAUUUGGUCAAAAGUUAUUUGUCACUAUGCACCAUCUCAAGAGUAGUCUGGGCAAAUUCAGAGGACUCUCCUUUAAAAUACAAGUGUUGACUCAAGGCCUUAGUCACACAGGCCUAGAGACCCUUUUGCAAACCCCCGGCAGACUCUUGGUACCCUAACAGCUGGCGAGUCGUUCCUGGAGGUUGCUGAGUGAGAUGUGUCGCAAGGAGGGUGCUGCACCAAAAAUCUUUUGUCAUUGCUUUGGUCAUCAGCAUAUUAAUGCUAUCACUCAUUGUUUACACUGAAAAUGUUGAUUUGUAUGCUAGCACUUGUCAACUUGCCACUUUAACCAACACAUUUCAGAAGGCACAACUCUUACUUUAAAGGUAAAUGUUCUACAUUGUCCAGUUUGCACUUUUUCCACUUCUCUUUUUUAAUAUUACAGUACAGUGAAGAACAACAAGAAAGCAGAGGAGCGAGAGCAGGGAAGGCACAGGCCACAGGUCAGCCAUGCGGCAUAUGGGCGCCUGCUCAUCACAGUGCGCUAAACCGGCACCCCACUAUUCCCACUUUUUAUUGUUUGACUGACACUCGACAAGUAGUUGGCGACUGUUUGCAACAUCUUCUGUAUAAACUGCAGGGGAUCACAGCAAUCGAGAGACCAAAGCAAUAACAAGGUUUUUGUUGCAGCACCUUUUUGAUGACCAAUAUCAACAAGCAGCCACCCGGCUGGUGACGUGGACACCAGUGAAUGCGAUACCUCGAGAAUGAGGAGACGUAGGAGCUUCAAAUUAAUAACACACAGGUGUCUCUACUAAAAAUCUCCAACAGAGUUAAUCACUGCCUGGUCUUUAAGGCUCUGCUAUUUUAAUAUAUAUAUGUAUAUUUAUUUUACAGUGUUCAAAACUUUAUAUUUUGAACCCUACCCAAAGUUUUUCUCCAGUUUUAUACAUUCCUCAUGUAGUUUCACCAGUCCAGCCCACUUAAAAUCAAAGUGGGCUGUAUGUGGCCCACAGUUUAAAAAGAGUUUGACAUCCCUGCUCUAAGGCUUUAGCAGAUGUUUUCACAGAACAACAAGCAACCCAUUUUUCCCUAGCAACUGAUGGUUGCCAACCGGUCGCUAUCCCUGUGUGACCAGAGCCUAAGAUAGAAAUAGUGCAUUUUUUCCCUGUCAGUUUGGAAUCAGUAUUUUUCCUAAGGUCAGAAAUCUAAUUCAGUUACGUCGAGCACAGCAAUGCCAUCGAGUCCUCUAGCUCUGCUUCAGGUUAACAAACUGCUCCGUUGUAGUUUACAGUAAAUUCAGCAGAAUCUUUUUGACCAGUGAAACAGCACAACCAGAAACGGGACCCUAGUGUUUAUCUUGUAUUUUGUUAAUGAAAGGUCCUUGGCCAUUUUCCAAACUUUAGGUCCAGGAUUGAUGUGAAAAAUGAAUCUAGACUCACGCUCGUCAUCGAAGCCAGUCUUUAAAAAGGGUCUCAGAACAACCAGUGAACAAUGAAAAGUGCUGCAAUGUUUUUAUUUUUAUUUUAAAUCCAAGUUUAAAAUUUAAAUGCAACAAUUUGCCCUUAUGUUUUCAAUUAGAGCGCAGACAUCUGCACUUCUUUGGCAUUGUGCUAGUGAUGUAGCCAUUUAAUGCUGUGAUUUAUUUCUUUUAGAAGUAGAACUUGUAGCAAUGAGCAUUUCUACUGAUCCAAAACUCACCUCAGUCUCCAGUUGUUUUCAUGUGUUUCAUUGUUUGCAGAUUUUAGUAAGUUUACAUUUCAGUUCCUCCUUCUCAGUGUAUUCAUAUCCCAUAGAGACGUAGUCUAUGCAUUUAACUAAAAGCCAUCAACUUAUGGAUUCUUGGGAGAUUUUAAGACUCCAUAAUUAUGAAAGCACUGACUUUAAUCUGUGUGGAGAGAUUUUUCUUCUUUUUGAUAAAUAUUGUAAAUGAUAGUUUUAUUUAAUGGUCUUUGUUUGUUUGCGAUGAGUCGGAUUUCAACAAUUAAAAGUAUUUGAUAUUUGUAGUAGCAGAACAUGUUAAAAACAUGUUGAAUCUUCGUCACCUUUGAGGUCAGAGGUCAGGGUCAGCGGGUUGUGAUGCUCCCGCAGCAGGUAUCACUGAGCCUGUGUUUUGCAACGACCCUCUAACUGUAACUCCUGUUUGGCAUGAAGAGACAGGAAGCACUGAGAGAGGGAUAUUUACGCAAGUCUGAACUCUUAUGCAAACCUCCAGCUUACAGUUGAGCUCUCGCUGGGUUCAUUUUUGUGACUAUGUAAACAUGUUUCAUAGUUAUUAUGUUGGUUCAGAAUUUAUAUUUUCGACAGAUCAACAAUUUUUGUCUGACUGUAAAAUUCAAAUAAAGUUGGUUGAUGCCGA